Molecule: messenger RNA, 993 nt
Organism: Trichomonas vaginalis G3
Lineage: Eukaryota; Parabasalia; Trichomonadida; Trichomonadidae
Product: RNA binding
Exons: 1
Coding region: 1-993 (330 amino acids)
Cellular component (GO): ribonucleoprotein complex
Molecular function (GO): RNA binding
Source: RefSeq, a predicted model, not a curated record
AUGCAAUUUGUUAAGCGUGUUUAUGAGCCUAAAGAUAAUGGCAUUCACGUAUCGAAUUUACCAGCUGUAGUGUCAGCUGACUUCCUUCGAUCAUUAUUCCAAGAAGCAGGAAAUGUUAUUAAUGUCGUAUUAAAACACAAACCAACUCGAUGUUUUGCAUUUGUCGAUUUUUCACUCCCGUCGGAAGCUCAACUUGCUGUGCAAGAUUUUAAUUACACAAAACUCAACGGCGAUAGUAUCAUUGUUACAAGAACAACAGCUGAAGUUCUUAAUGCGAUCAAAUCAGGUGAAGCCAAUCUGUAUGUGAAAGGAUUAGAUACUACAGUCGAUAGUAUUCAACUUCAUGAACUAUUUUCAAAUUAUGGCGAAGUUAUUUCUGUAAGAGUACCAAUUCUUAAUGGAGUUCCAAGAGGGUUUGCUUAUGUUCAAUAUUUAAAGGUCGAAGAUGCACAGCGUGCUCAAAAAGAAUUAACAGAUUCAACAAUUAAUGGAAAAGAAGUAACUAUCCUCAAAUACCUCAAAAGAGAAGAUAGACCGAUGAGUGAAGCCAUGCAGCGUAACCUUGAUCCUACUUUUAAGAAUAUAUUCAUUAAAAAUCUGCCGGAAGAAAUUAAUACACUCCUUAAACUCCUCGCGUUAUUCAAAGAAUACGGAACAGUAACUUCCGCUCGUAUCGUACCUGAGAAAAGAAUCGGCUAUGUCCUUAUGGAUGAGCACGAUUCGGCUGUUCGUGCUGUUGUUGGGUUAAAUGGACGUACAAUCUAUGCAUCGCGUGUAUCAUGCUGCAGAUCUCUUUCUUACCAGGAGAGACAGAAGUUUAUGAAGAAAGCAUCAAAGUUAGAACCGGAUGAAAAGAAAGCUGACGAUAACCAACAGUCUUCUUCAUCAAGUACUGAUUCUCCUAGUACAAAUGAUGCUUCUAUAUUAACCCCGCCAGCUCCUCCAUCUCCACAAGCCCCUCAAAUGUUCAAGAAUGAGGAAGGAGCAAAAUAA